This is a messenger RNA of Paramecium pentaurelia, 244 nucleotides long. The record is from the annotation of a GenBank genome assembly. NCBI's taxonomy places the organism in Eukaryota, Ciliophora, Oligohymenophorea, Peniculida, Parameciidae.
AUGAAUAUUGAGUGGAAAUUAUAGAAUAUUGUCAAAGCUGUAGGUACGACUUUCUUAUAAUAUAUGAGGGUUCUUUUGUUUAUUCACUAUGCCUCCAUAUGCUUUCUAUUGGAAAUAUAGUUCAAUGAGUAAUCAUAAUAUUUAUAUGAUAGAAUCAUUUGAAAAAGGAAUCCACAAUGACUUUAAAAGAGUACAUAGUAAAGGAAAAACUUUAGCUGAUAUUCCAAAAAAAGAAAAAAUAUGA